Molecule: messenger RNA, 1890 nt
Organism: Folsomia candida
Lineage: Eukaryota; Metazoa; Arthropoda; Collembola; Entomobryomorpha; Isotomidae
Exons: 5
Coding region: 146-1063 (305 amino acids)
Source: RefSeq, a predicted model, not a curated record
UGCCCAUUUUUUAUUCCCCAUCCACUCAAGCUUACACAAUCAUAACAACAGCAAACCAUCUAGGAAAUAUCAUCGAUCGUAUCGAAUAAAAUACAAAUUUGGAGGAAAUUCACAAAAUUGUUUCGCUCGCUCUCAAAAAAUUAUUAUGGAGCUGGAAUUUAUCCAUCGUUUAAGCAAUUUGGAACUAUUGGUCAAUCGUCUAGCAAAGUGGACAAACUUUACAAAUUAUACUGACGAAGAAGACGAAGAAAUGAUGGCUUCGGAUAAUGACCAUGACCCAAAAAUAAUUUCUGAAGAAACGGAACACGAUCAGCAGCAUCAUCUUCCCAUAAUCUUGUACAAUAAUGUUGAAGAUGCAGACAUUGGAGAUCACAGUAUUGUCCAUGAAAUAUGUGUUAAAACUGAACCCGGUUCUGGUCAAGAUGAGGACAACAAUCAAGAAGAUGAAUCUCCUCCAAGCUCCAACACUUUUAUUGGAUGCCAAGUUGAAUUUGGAUAUGAGUCUGUUGUUGUUGAAGUGGAUGCUGGACAAGUUGAUCUGGAACAACCUUCAACCACAACUACUGAACCACCGGAAAAUUUGGAUGACAAAAAUUUGCUAGAACUGUCCGAAUAUUGGACGAAUAACCAACAAAAUCAGCCCAACAGUGGAUCUUCCAGUCCUAUCAGAAAAUCUACUAAUUCAAAUGCCAAAAAAGGUACAAAAAGAAGUUUCACCUCAAACAGAAAAAUCACAUCACCACCAACAAAAAAGAAGAAGCAUGGGUCUAAGGGUGUCCCUUCAUCAUCAUUUCCAUCUUCGUCUCGCAAAUCUAAACCAAAUCAAACUCACGAAACAGGAAAGGAUGCAAUUCAUCAGUGCUGUUACUGCGGAGAGCUCGUCAUAGGAGGCGCAUUUAUCUUUCAUUCUCACAUUCGUCAAAAACACCGUCAGUUCGUCGAUUGUAUUACAUGCGUGGGCUGUAAUAGCAAAUUGUCAUCGUUAUUUGCUUUGCGACGUCACCAGGGCAAAUGUGAACUUAUGGUAGACAUAUUAAAGGAGUGGGGUGAAGUCGGAGGUUAAAAAGAAAUAACUAAAUGUAUCAGAUCAAUCAGGAUAAAACCGAACUAUUCUUUAAUUUAAAAUGACACCCUUUUGGACUUCAUAUUUUAAGUGUCAUAUUUGUGAUGUCAACUUCUCAACAAUCUCAAAGCUUGUUUAGUCAUUUGUAUUGUAUUACUUUCAUUUAUUGUAUACUUAUUAAUUACAUAUGAAUUACUAAUUGAUAGACAUUGCAAUAUUUUUUUGUGUUUUUGCUGAGGAAUUUUUGUUACGUGAAUUUUUAUAUAAAUGCUGACCAAUUGCCCCAUCAGAGAGAUACGUCGCAUCACUGCCUCCCUAGUCCCUGCACAUGUUCCUCCCAAAUUACCUUGAUGACUGCAAACACAGCAAUGCCACCAAUUAUUUUAAUUUUGGAAGACCGUGGACGAGUUUAAUGAUGGCAUGAUCGGUCAAGUAAUUGACCACCGGUGUGGAGGAAGGGGGACGGGGGUAAAAAUAUGUAAAUAGCACCAAUUGUCAUAGAAACCUGAAAUUUGGCGAUGGGACGCAAGGGAUCUGGGGAGAAAAAUGUACAGGGACGUGAGUGAUGGACGUAUCUCUCCGCAAUUCGAUACUCGAUAUUUUAAUGAUAAUAUGAUAAUAGUACAUACUAAAUUCAAUGUAACCUGGUGCAAUGUUGUUUAGUCAUUUAGCUAAAUAAUAAUGAUCCAUUUUAACGCAUCAUUUUAUGCAGAAAUACAUUUCUUAUGGAGCUAAAAUUAGUCAAGUCACUCUCAUAACUGUAAUUAAAUUAUAAAAAUCUCGGAAUAAAUUAGAUCUCGUAUAGGGUUAUAAUUGCGCUCUUUUAA